This is a messenger RNA of Elaeis guineensis (African oil palm), 489 nucleotides long. The record is from RefSeq and is a predicted model, not a curated record. NCBI's taxonomy places the organism in Eukaryota, Viridiplantae, Streptophyta, Magnoliopsida, Arecales, Arecaceae.
AUGGGGAUGCGAGUAACGAUGGAGAUGACAUGGGUUAGAAUGCAAACGGCGGUGCUCGUGCCAUCGACGGUGGCGACGGUGACGGUGACGGAGGUGGGAGAAGGGAGUCGGAGGAGACAGCCAUUGGGGAGGGCAAUGAUAGUUUACUGCUACAUCAUGAACAAAUACUACGCCAACCUGAGGGCCGGUGACUGCCAACUUGUUCAUUCCCAAGGACCCUACGGCGAGAACAUCUACACUGGUUACGGCCAGGGGUACUCGGACGGGGUGGACGCAGUGAGGUACUGGUACAACGAGAAGCCAUCCUACGACUACGUGUUGAACCAGGGCUUGGGCGGCGUGGAGUGCUUGCACUACACGCAGAUGGUGUGGCGCAACUCCAAGCGGAUUGGCUGUGCGAGGGUGGAGUGCUCCGGCUUUGGAGGGCAAUACUCCGUCACAUACAACUACGAUCCUCCUGGAAAUAUUCUGGGGGAGAGGCCUUACUAG